This is a messenger RNA of Oncorhynchus nerka (sockeye salmon), 4040 nucleotides long. It is a transcript of the gene ogg1, whose product is annotated as 8-oxoguanine DNA glycosylase. Gene Ontology annotation, cellular component: nucleus. The coding region runs from base 2255 to 3460 and encodes 401 amino acids. The record is from RefSeq and is a predicted model, not a curated record. Gene Ontology annotation, molecular function: 8-oxo-7,8-dihydroguanine DNA N-glycosylase activity; damaged DNA binding. Lineage: Eukaryota; Metazoa; Chordata; Actinopteri; Salmoniformes; Salmonidae. Gene Ontology annotation, biological process: nucleotide-excision repair; base-excision repair; base-excision repair, AP site formation. The transcript has 8 exons.
AGACGACACCAUUCUGUAUACUUCUGGCCCUUCCUUGGACACUGUGUUAACUAACCUCCAGACGAGCUUCAAUGCCAUACAACUUUAUUGCCUUACCUACCUAAUCUUGCCUCAUUUGCACACACUGUAUAUAGAUUUUUUCUAUUGUAUUAUUGACUGUACGUUUGUUUAUUCCAUGUGUAACACUGUGUUGUUGUUUGUGUCGCACUGCUUUUCUUUAUCUUGGCCAGGUUGCAGUUGUAAAUGAGAACUUGUUCUCAACUGGCCUAACUGGUGAAAAAAAAAGGUUAACUGGCUAACGUUACUGACAGAUUCAUUCUUACACGGAACCCAAACUGGCUGCGUGGGUGUGCCAUUGUGCAUACAUUUAUUUUGUCCCCCCACACCAAACGCGAUCAAUGAUACGCAGGUUAAAAUAUCAAAACACCCUCUGAACCAAUUACAUUAAUUUGGGGACAGGUCGAAAAGCAUCAUACAUGUAUGGCAAUUUAGCUAGCUAGCUUGCACAUGCUAGUUAAUUUGUCCUGGGAUAUAAACAUUGAGUUGUUAUUUUACCUGAAAUGCACUAGGUCCUCUACUCCGACAAUUAAUCCACACAUAAAAUGGUCAACCAAAUUGUUUCUAGUCAUCUCUCCGCCUUCCAGGCUUUUUCAUCUUUGAACUUAUAUGGUGAUUGGCAUCUAAACAUUCAUAGUAUUACCACGACGACCAGUAAACCAGUUUGUCUUUCAACCAAUGAGGAGAUGGCAAGUGGGUACCUGCUUCUAUAAACCAAUGAUGAGAUGGGAGAGGCAUAACUUGCAGCGCGAUCUGCGUCAGAAAUGGGAAAGACUUAUAGUUUAGCCCUUGGCAACGCAGAUGCUCGUUGGCGCGUGUGAGCAGUGUGGGUGCAGUAAUUGACUAAUUGACCUACAAUCCAAGAUUAAUUCUGAUCUUAACUCCACUGUUUUUAUUGUAUGAAAAACUGAUGAUGGUGGUGUGCACUUUGUAUGCAUUGAGUCAAAGAUGGUUCUCUUGUGAUUUCUCUGUGUGACAAGACUAUGUCGGUGAGUAAAUAAUUAGCCUCUGCCAUCCAUUAUAUUGGCGAACGUAGCCACAAUCACUAGAGCACCAACUGACGAGCUCAGUUCAAGACUAUCCUAUCAACAAGACCUGAAGGACUGUAGGGAGUUGUGGCUGAAUCAGGACAUGGACACACCUAGCUGGUGCGCAAUCUCUAAUGUUAUGGAAGUCUUGAGGUUUUACUCACUUUAGAAUACCUCAUGAUAAGCUGCAGACCACACUAUUUACCAAGAGUUUUCAUCUAUAGUUUUUGUAGCUUUCUAUUUACCACCACAAACCAAAGCUGGCAGUAAGACCACACUCAAUGAGCUGUAUAGGGCCAUAAGCAAACAAGAAAAUGUACAUCCAGAGGCGGCACCCCUAGUGGCCAGUGGUGAUGGUAGGCAACACACAUCCGCCAUGCUAACCCUCAACACGGGGGCCCUGCAAGGGUGCAUGCUUAGUCCCCUCCUGUACUCCCUGUUCACCCAUGACUGCGUGGCCACGCACGUUCAUUAAGUUUGCUGACAACAAACGGUGGUUUGCUUGAUCACCACUGACAAUGAGACAGCCUAUAGGGAGGAGGUCAGUGACCUGGCAGUGUGGUGCCAGGACAACAACCUCUCCCUCACUGUCAGCAAGACAAAGGAGCUGAUCGUGGACUACAGGAAACGGAGGGUCGAGCACGGCUCCAUCCACAUCGACUCAUCUGUAGUGGAGCGGGUCGAGAGCUUCAAGUUCCUCGGUAUCCACAUCACUAAGGAAUUAUCAUGGUUCCACACACACCAACACAGUUGUAAAGAAGGCAUGACAAAUCCUCUUCCCCCUCAGGAGGCGAAAAAGAUAUGGCAUGGACUUUUAGAUCCUCAAAGUUCUACAGCUGCACUAUCGAGAGCAUCUUGACUGGCUGCAUCACGACUUGGUAUUGCAGCUGCUUGGCAUUGGACCACAAGGAGUUACAGAGAGUAGUGCGUAUGGCCCAGUACAUCACUGGGGCAGAGCUCCCUGCCAUCCAGGACCUCUAUACCAGGCGGUGUCAGAGGAUGAGGAAGUCACAGACUGUUCUCUCUGCCACCACACGACAACCGAUACCGAUGCACCAAGUCUAGAACCAACAGAACCCUGAACAACUUCUACCCCCAAUCCAUAAAACUGCUAAAUAUUUAGUCCAGAUAUCUCUGAUACUACAGUAUGUGGUGAGUGAUCCAGCACUAUGUCCCAGCAUGCAUUGCUGUCGGCGGGGACCAAGUCAUGGCGCUCCCUGGCCUGCUCACGAUCAGAGCUCCGUUUGGACCUCACACUAGGCUGCGGACAGAGCUUCCGCUGGCGAGAGACAGGGGAUGGCCACUGGACCGGAGUGAUGGGGGGACGAGUGUGGACUCUCACCCAGACAGACGACACACUAUGGUACCACACAUACAAUAGCCCCAACACCAUAGGAGGGGAUGGGAGGAAGCGGAGGGCAGGUUCCUUGCUCCAGGGGUCAAAGGGGUCAGGGAAAAGAUCCAAGGGAGUGAUAGAGGUGAAGGAGGAAGAAGAGGGGGAGCCAGUGGCUGUGACCCCAGACAGGAAGGAGGAAGAGCUGCUGAAUGAUUAUUUCCAGCUGAAGGUGAAGCUGGGGGAUCUGUACAGAGAUUGGGGAGCAGCCGACCCACACUUUAACAGCAUUGCCAAGAUCUUCACAGGUGUGCGUAUGCUGCGUCAGGACCCCACAGAGUGCCUGUUCUCCUUCAUCUGCACCUCUAACAACCACAUCUCUCGUAUCCAGGGCAUGGUGGAGAGGCUGUGCCAGUCCUUGGGCACCCCUCUGUGUCAGCUGGACCAGACCAGCUACCACGACUUCCCCUCCCUGCAUGCACUCGCAGACAACAGUGUGGAGGCUUGUCUGAGGGACCUGGGGUUUGGGUACAGGGCCAGGUUCCUGCAGCAGAGUGCAAGACAGAUCCUGGACUCUCACGGUGGGCCCCAUUGGCUCCAGGGGCUCCGCAGUGCCCCCUACCUGCAGGCACGUGACGCACUACGCACCCUGCCCGGGGUAGGCCCCAAGGUGGCAGACUGUGUGUGUCUGAUGUCUCUGGAAAAGGCCUGUGUUGUGCCUGUGGAUACACACGUGUGGCAAAUCGCAAAACGAGACUACAGUUGUGCGGCGGGCAACGGGCAGAAGAGCCUCACAGACAAGGUCCACCGUCAAAUAGGGGACUUCUUCAGGCAGCUGUGGGGUCCUUAUGCUGGUUGGGCACACUCGGUGUUGUUCUGUUCCGACCUGAAGAAGUUCCAGAAGCUGAAAGAAACACACUCUCUGAAACUGGAGGAGGAGGAGAAGGUCAAGAUAAAGGUGGAGGGAGAGGGAAUAAACAAGAAAAUUAUAAAAAUGUGUAAUAGAAAGGUGAACAUGUCUGUGAAAAAGGAGGUGGAGUGAGGUCAGUAGAAGUUAUGUGUUGGUGAUUUAUGUUAUUUCAGGAAGCUAACCUGAAUGUGUGUCAUUCUUUGCACACCUCUCUGGAGCAACUAGGCUAUGAGUCUGACUGUUUUACCUGUUCUCUUCAGGUUCAUGCCAUGAUUAACUGCAAACCAAGGUCGCUGUCAGUGGAGAUUGUUCCUGAUCACUUUGUAGAAUGAUGUAAGACAGAGCUAUAAAUGUGAUACACGUUAUAAAAGAGAGUUCACUCUGAACCAGACUUCUCACAUUAUCUGUCAUACAUUUAUGUUCAGCUCUAAACUGAAGGCUGGUGUUUAAUUUGACUGCGAUUUCUGUCUGUGAAUGAAGCUCUAUAGAUAUGUGUCAUUUCACACUGCCGUCUCUACAUAUGAACUACAAACAUAGAAACCGUGUGUUUAUCAUAUCUUUUCUAGAUUAAUGGACCACUACACAGACUCUGUAACAGUUCAUUUUUAUACUGAAAUUAACAGGUUUUGGACUACUUUCCUUUGUCAGUGUUGUUUGGAGAUUAUGCACACAUUUUGAAUAAAUCUAUUUGUGGAUAAUCCCACUCCUUUGA